Molecule: messenger RNA, 2887 nt
Organism: Camelus dromedarius (Arabian camel)
Lineage: Eukaryota; Metazoa; Chordata; Mammalia; Artiodactyla; Camelidae
Gene: DNAI2
Product: dynein axonemal intermediate chain 2
Exons: 13
Coding region: 104-1954 (616 amino acids)
Biological process (GO): outer dynein arm assembly; cilium movement
Cellular component (GO): outer dynein arm
Molecular function (GO): dynein light chain binding; dynein heavy chain binding
Source: RefSeq, a predicted model, not a curated record
CUCCGCAGCUGGGAGCCGUUUGAGAAGCGCUGGACCCGGCACCGCGGUUCAUGCUUCCCCAGCGGCCCAGCGGCAGCAGGAGCGGACCGAGGCAGCUGGUACCAUGGAGAUCGUGUAUGUGUACGUCAAGAAGCGCAGCGAGUUCGGGAAGCAAUGCAACUUCUCGGACCGCCAGGCGGAGCUGAACAUCGACAUCCCGCCCAGCCCCCAGCUGGCCGAGCAGUUCGUGGAGCGGAACCCCGUGGACACUGGCAUCCAGUGCUCCACCAGCAUGUCGGAACACGAGGCCAACACGGAGCGGUUUGAGAUGGAGACCCGGGGGGUUAACCACAUAGAAGGCGGCUGGCCCAAGGAUGUGAACCCCCUGGAGCUGGAGCAGACGAUCCGCUUCCGGAAGAAGGUAGAGAAAGACGAGAACUACAUCAACGCCAUCACGCAGCUGGGCUCGAUCAUGGAGCACUGCAUCAAGCAGAAUAAUGCCAUUGACAUCUACCAAGAGUAUUUUGAUGAUGAGGAUGCGGUGGAGGUGAUGGAAGAGGCCCCUUCAGCUAAAACCAUCAAUGUUUUCAGGGAUCCCCAGGAAAUUAAGCGGCCAGCCACGCACCUCUCCUGGCACCCCGAUGGCAACAGGAAGUUGGCAGUGGCAUAUGCUUGCUUAAAUUUUCAACGGGCCCCUGAGGGCAUGAGCAACGAUUCGUACAUCUGGGACCUGGAAAACCCCAACAGGCCAGAAAUCGCUCUGAAGCCGUCUUCUCCUCUUGUCACCUUGGAGUACAACCCCAAAGACUCCCACGUGCUCCUGGGGGGCUGCUACAAUGGGCAGAUCGCCUGUUGGGACACCAGGAAGGGCAGCCUGGUGGCAGAGCUGUCCACCAUUGAGUUCAGCCACCGAGACCCUGUGUACGGCACUAUCUGGCUACAAUCAAAGACGGGCACUGAGUGCUUCUCAGCAUCCACGGACGGGCAGGUCAUGUGGUGGGACAUCCGAAAGAUGAGCGAGCCCACUGAGGUGGUGAUCAUGGACAUCACCAAAAAGGAACAGUUGGAAAAUGCCUUGGGGGCCAUCUCCCUGGAGUUCGAGCCUACUCUGCCAACCAAGUUCAUGGUGGGCACGGAGCAGGGCAUCGUCAUCUCCUGCAACCGCAAGGCCAAGACGCAGGCUGAGAAGAUCGUGUGCACCUUCUCCGGCCAUCAUGGCCCCAUCUACGCCCUGCAGAGAAACCCGUUCUACCCAAAGAACUUUCUGACAGUCGGCGACUGGACUGCCCGCAUCUGGUCGGAAGACAGCCGGGAGUCGUCUAUCAUGUGGACAAAGUACCACAUGGCUUAUCUCACUGAUGGUGCCUGGAGCCCGGUGAGGCCGGCCGUUUUUUUCACCACCAGGAUGGAUGGGACCUUGGACAUUUGGGACUUUGUGUUCAAGCAGUGCGACCCUGCCCUCAGCCUGAAGGUGUGCGAUGAGGCGCUCCUCUGCCUCCGGGUGCAGGACAACGGGUGUUUCAUUGCCUGUGGCUCCCAGCUGGGGACAGCCACGCUGCUGGAGGUCUCGCAGGGGCUGUGCACCCUCCAGAGGAAUGAGAAGAACAUGGCCUCCUCCAUAUUUGAGCGGGAGACCCGGCGGGAGAAGAUCCUGGAGGCCAGGCACCGCGAGCUGCGGCUGAAGGAGAAGGGGAAGGCGGAGGGCAGGGACGACGACCUGAGGGAGGAGGAGCCCACCCUGAACCUGGAGGAGCUGGUCACCAAGGCCGAGGAGGAGUUCUUCGACAUCAUCUUCAGGGAGCUGAAGAGGCGCGAGGCAGAAGCCGUGAAGAAGAAGCCCAAGCCUCAGGAAAAACCAAGUCUGGAGACAGACGAGGAAGUGGAGGGAGAGGACGAAAGGGAGGAAGAAAGAGGCGAUGAAGGGGAGGAAGAAGGAGGUGAUGAAGAGAGUCCGGCCUUGGAAGGUCAGACUUGACCGCAGCCCUGCUCACAUGCACACCUCUUGGCACCGCCCUGGUUUUACAAGCAAGGGACCUUUAAAGGGUCUCUGGGGGUAAGGCUUGGGGAGCAAAGGGGCCCUGACCCAGCCCCCACACCCCACAAGUGGCUGGUCCCCGCUGACUCACUGAGCCCUGUCCCCGGGGACCCCUGAGAGUUGGGGGUUGGGGGGAAGAGGCAGGGUUCAUUCCUGAGUUAGUGCCCCUCAUCUCAACCACACCCCGGCCGACUCCACCCAGGUCCCCUGGCCCUGCCUGUUCCCUUUGAUUCAGCUUCUCAAGGGCUUUCCCGACAAUCAUCUUCCUCCACAAGCUUGCAAAGCCUCCACUGGGCUUGUCACGGCCACUGUCACGGCCACGGCCACGGCCGGGUCUCUGAAAGGCCUGUGGGUGGGGGAAGGGGUUUCUCCUUGCUUACUGACCCUCCCCACCCACAAACGACUUGGGAACAGAGAGUCUGUCCACUUCUAAGAAGUCUUUCCAAGCAACUCCCCUGGGGAAUGUCUGCCUCCAAGAGGGUGAGAGUCAAUGGAUGAAACCCACUCGGCUACUCUGGUUCAUGGCAAGCUGCCUCCUGUCUUCAUUCUUGUGAAACUAAAUUAGUAAUAACAGUGUUAAUGCUUAGUGCUUAUUCUGCAUCCUGCAUAAAAGGCUUUUAUCUUCCUCUCGUCGUUCUUUAAAGUCCCUGGAAGGUUUGUGCUCUGAUAAUGCUUCCUCAACAGAGGAAGAGACAGGUUCCAGGAGAGGUCAGGGACUUGCCAGGUCACAGGGCUCGUGAGGGGCAGCGCGGGCACAGGGGCCCAGGCAGCUCACUCCUGACCCUGCACAGCAGUCAGCUGUGGGCCGGGCUCUGUGCAGGGCCCAUGGGGGCUCCAGGAUGGGCACUGGGCUGCCCCGAAAUCACGGCAAAG